This is a messenger RNA of Coturnix japonica (Japanese quail), 3421 nucleotides long. RefSeq names its product PR/SET domain 4 (gene PRDM4). Lineage: Eukaryota; Metazoa; Chordata; Aves; Galliformes; Phasianidae. Gene Ontology annotation, biological process: regulation of gene expression; transcription by RNA polymerase II. The record is from RefSeq and is a predicted model, not a curated record. Gene Ontology annotation, cellular component: nucleus. Gene Ontology annotation, molecular function: histone methyltransferase binding; DNA-binding transcription factor activity, RNA polymerase II-specific.
GGGGCAGGCGGCUGCCCGAGGGGCGGCGGCAGGCCGGGGCUGAGGGCCCUGAUGCGGCUGCGGCCGCGGCCGCUCCGCCGCCGGGAGAGGCCCCGCCCCGCCGCCGGGCUCCAUGUACCCCAGAAUGAAUGAAAUGAACCUGAGUCCUGUAGGGAUGGACCAGCUGACCUCGUCCUCUGUCAGCAAUGCCCUGCCUGUCUCAGGGAGUCACCUGGGAUUGGCAGCAUCACCCACUCACAACGCCAUACCGGCACCAGGUUUGCCUGUUGCGAUUCCAAACUUGGGCCCCUCCUUGAGUUCCUUGCCCUCUGCUCUGUCUCUGAUGCUCCCAAUGGGUAUUGGGGAUCGAGGAGUGAUGUGUGGUAUACCAGAAAGAAACUACACCCUACCUCCACCGCCAUACCCUCACCUGGAGAGCAGCUACUUCAGACACAUUCUACCUGGUAUCUUAUCAUACUUGGCUGACAGACCUCCGCCUCAGUACAUCCAUCCCAACACGAUCAAUGUUGAUAGCAAUCCAGCAUUGUCAGUGCCCAGCAAUCCCUCGGCCCUAGAUCCCUACCAGCCCAGUGGAACUGUGGGGCUGGAACCAGGGAUUGUGCCCAUGGACUCCCGUACAGUCAACACACAUGGUGCUCAAAACAUGCAUCCUAGUGACAGCCACGAGGUAGCUCUGGACAGUACAAUCACUAUGGAGAAUGUUUCGAGGGUAACCAGCCCCAUCUCUACAGAUGGGAUGACAGAGGAGCUUACAAUGGACGAUGUAGCCGGGGAUCAUUCGCAGAUGCCAAAUGGCUCCCGGAGCCAUGAACCUUUGGCCGUGGACACAGUGGGAAGUAACUUGACACCAGACGCAGUGGGGCACGGCGGGGUCAUCCCCAUUCACAGCAGCACUUUGGAACUCCCUGUCCCUGUUGUCAUGGAGCCUGACCACAUCGCUGGGCGGGUGGCAGGGAUGUCGGAUAGCACACUAAAUGACUCCAUUCAUACCGUGGCCAUGAGCACCAACUCUGUGAGCGUGGCACUCUCUACCUCACACAACCUCGCUUCCCUGGACUCGGUAGCCUUGCACGAAGUGGGCCUCAGCCUUGAGCCAGUGGCGGUGUCUUCCAUAAAUCAGGAAGUAGCCAUGGGGCCGGGUCACGUGGAUGUGUCCGCAGACAAUCUUGCCUUCGUACCGUCCUCUCUGCAAAUGGAAGACUCCAAUUCGAACAAGGAGAACAUGGCAACCUUGUUUACCAUAUGGUGCACACUGUGUGACAAGGCGUAUCCAUCAGACUGCCCUGACCAUGGACCUGUCACCUUUGUCCCGGACACCCCAAUAGAGAGCCGAGCCAGGCUUUCUCUCCCUAAGCAGCUUGUCCUACGGCAGUCUCUCAUGGGAGCUGAAGUGGAUGUUGGUCUUCUACUGAUAGGUGUGUGGACACGAGAAACCAUUCCUGUAAGGACUUGUUUUGGACCUCUGAUUGGGCAGCAGAGCCAUUCUCUGGAGGUGGCUGACUGGACAGACAAAGCAGCUAGUCACAUCUGGAAGAUCUAUCACAAUGGUGUCCUGGAGUUCUGCAUCAUUACAACUGAUGAAACUGAAUGUAAUUGGAUGAUGUUUGUACGCAAAGCCAGGAACCGGGAAGAGCAGAACCUGGUGGCUUACCCUCAUGAUGGAAAAAUUUACUUUUGCACCUCUCGGGACAUCCCACCUGAGCACGAGCUUUGCUUUUAUUACAGUCGGGACUACGCACGACAGCUUGGUGUCCCCGAACAUCCAGACGUGCACAUCUGCCACUGUGGAAAGGAAUGUGCUUCCUAUGCGGACUUCAAGGCCCAUUUGAGCAGCCAUAUUCACAGCCACCUCCCCAGCCAGGGCCACAGCAGUAGCCACGGGCCAGGCCAUGGCAAGGAAAGGAAAUGGAAGUGCUCCAUGUGCCCCCAGGCUUUUAUCUCCCCUUCCAAGCUCCACGUCCACUUCAUGGGGCACAUGGGCAUGAAGCCACACAAGUGUGAUUUCUGUAGUAAAGCUUUCAGUGAUCCUAGCAACUUACGCACGCACCUCAAGAUACACACAGGUCAGAAGAAUUAUCGGUGUACCCUCUGUGACAAGUCGUUCACCCAGAAGGCUCACUUGGAGUCACACAUGGUCAUCCACACGGGGGAGAAGAAUCUGAAGUGUGAUUACUGUGAAAAGCUGUUCAUGCGGAGGCAGGACCUCAAGCAGCACGUACUUACCCACACACAAGAACGGCAGAUCAAGUGCCCCAAGUGUGACAAGCUGUUUCUGAGGACAAAUCAUCUGAAGAAGCACCUCAACUCACAUGAAGGAAAGAGGGACUAUAUCUGUGAAAAAUGCACCAAGGCUUAUCUAACCAAAUAUCACCUCACUCGCCACUUAAAAAUAUGUAAAGGCCCCACAUCCAGUCUAUCGACCCCAGAGGAGGAAGAGGAGGAUUCAGAAGAGGAAUUAAUAGACUCAAUGAGGACUGAGGACUGUAGGAUUAACAAUGGAAUCUACUCAACUGGUGAUGCCCUCGCUGGACACAAAUGAAGAAACUGAAGAGGGAAAUUUUUGUGGAUAUUAAAACGGGGGGAAGGAAAAAACUACAGAACUCUUCCUUGUUUCCCCAGUCAACAACAGCAUUAUGUCAGAUGAGGAGUAUUCCUUUCAUUCUGGUCUCCCCACUACCACCACUUAAUAAACUCUGUAGCCAAAACACUGAAUGAGAACGGUGCGCUUAAGAGUGAACAGUUGCUAGAAAAGAAAUAUGAGGAACAGAGAUUUUUCACACAUGCUGUGCAUACUCAGAUAACCCACCCAGUGCUAGGAUAUGUAACACACCUUGCAUUGUCCUUUGAGGGAAGAGCCACAACCCAGAGAUGUAGCUGAGUAAUGGCUAUGACCUGUAAGCCAUCUUGUCCGUAACUGCCACAGCCCUGACAGCAAGAAAAACAAAACAAACAGGACAAAAAAAAAUGGUGGUAGCAGUUAGUUGUAUUUAUCUUUUCUAAUACUUGUUAACUGAAGGAUGUGGUUUGGCACAGAGCAAAGAAUGUCAGGUUUCCUUCUAUAGAAACUACAAUAAGGCUUUGGUCUGGAGGCAGUGUACCUGUACUCAACAGUAGUAGAUAAAGCAAUUAUCCCACUACAGCAGUGUUCAGAAAACCAAAAGUUGGCUAUCAGUUAUUACCUUCUCUCACUCUGGUUCACGAGAGCACGUUGUGAAGAGGUAAAGACUGUACAGGUCAGUAAGGAAGAGGCUUAUAGGUGAUCAGGCAGUGUUUACAGCCUUUGCGUGCUGUAAACCUUUUACAGCUUAAAAGUGAUGGGAGGGUUUGCUGCUAAUACUAUUUAUGGAAUGAAAAUGUAUUAUUUCAUUCACUUGUUUUCUUUUUGGAAGAAAAAAAAAUUAAAAAUGUGGCUCUUUUCUAA